Messenger RNA from Parnassius apollo (apollo), 1290 nucleotides. NCBI's taxonomy places the organism in Eukaryota, Metazoa, Arthropoda, Insecta, Lepidoptera, Papilionidae. The record is from the annotation of a GenBank genome assembly.
AUGCUGGUGACCUAUUUGGAAGCCAGCCGUGACCUUUGCGAGACGGACUCAAUCAUUUUUGGCGCCGCACUGGCAGUAUGCCGUAUUAUUGGCGCCAAACUUCCCAUGGCUGGACGUGCUACUCAACAAGGUAGCGCCAUCCCAGCCUGGAGAAAAAGAAUCGAGGACCGUAUCGCAAAGGCAAGAGCCCUUAUCGGCAGACUGACAAGCUUCAGGUCGGGUAAUAAUAGACCGAGAGUUGUGCGCACCGUUAGAAUGGCGUUUGCUGGGACAAAUAUUAGUUUGUCCCAGCCGGAUAUCACGCAGAAACUAACGGAGCGCAUAGAUGACCUGAAGCAAAAAAUCGCUGCUUGGGGGAAGCAGAUUCGACGAUUUAGCGAGAGGUCAAGGCGGUUCAACCAGAAUCGUCUCUUCCAGAGUGAUCAGAAGAGGCUCUAUAAAUCAUUGGAGCGACCAGAGGUAUGUGGAGCGGGUCCAGGCCCGGAUCAGGCUGACACUGUCGCAUUUUGGCGUGGCCUGUGGUCAGAGCCCGUAAACCACAGCGAGGACCCUUGGAUGGAAGUUGUGGCGAGCCAGAGUGCAAGUGUUACGCCUAUGGACCCCGUCAACAUAACGCCUGAAGACGUGGCUGAGGCGGUCCGUAGGGCCCCGAACUGGAAAAGUCCGGGGCUCGACGGGCUGCAUCAUUACUGGUUGAAGGGGUCAGGCAAUACCAGGCCAAGGAUUGUGCGCACCGUCAGGAUGGAGUUUGCUGGGACAAAUGUUAGUUUGUCCCAGCAGGAUAUAAUGCAAAAACUGACGGAGCGCAUAGACGACCUUAAGCAAAAAAUCGCUGCUUGGGGAAAGCGAAUUCGGCGAUAUACCGAGAGGUCGAUACGGUUCAACCAGAAUCGUCUCUUCCAGAGCGAUCAGAAGAGGCUCUACAAAUCAUUGGAGCGAUCAAUAGUAAGUGGAUCGGGCCCAGCACUAAAUCAGGCCGACACGGUCGCAUUCUGGCGCAGCCUGUGGUCAGAGCCCGUAAACCACAACGAGAGCCCUUGGACGGAAGUUGUGGCGAGUCAGUGUGCGGGUAUUACGCCCAUGGACCCCGUCAUUAUAACGCCGGAUGACGUAGCUGAGGCGGUCCGUAGGGCCCCGAACUGGAAAAGUCCGGGGCUUGACGGGCUGCAUCACUACUGGCUGAAGGGGUUCAUGGUGUGUCACGCUGUGCUCGUCCGACAGUUUCAAGAGUCUCUCAACCAGAAGUCGCUCCCAAGCCUCUUCACUAUGGGUCACUCAUUUGGUUCCUAA